UUAGUUUAUCAACCGUCAACUUCCGGAUUAUGAGCCAAGAACAACAACAACAACAAACGGCAUAAAUUACAGAUUCACAAAACCGUGUAUUUUAACUCUUUGCUGCAUUAAAAUGUCUUCACAAGUUCAGAAUUUACAAAAACAGCUUUUACAGCUUCGACAAGAAGCAAAUGUGAAAAGGAUUCCAGUUUCUCAAGCCAUUGAAGAGAUAUUGAAGUACACAACUCAACAUGCACAUGAUGAUGCCUUGGUUGUUGGUGUACCGCAGUCAGAAAACCCAUUUAAAGAUGCCAAGGGAUGUUUGAUACUCUGAUUGUAUGCAGUAAUGUAUUCCUUGUAUUAGCAGUAGAAGUUUUAUUGUGGAAUCAGGACCAGUGAAUGUAUGUCUGUGUGUGUAUCUAUUCUGAGAUUGCUAUCUUCUCUACGAUGAUGGCUUACCAAUCUUUCAAGCUACAGCUUUUUGUUAUAAACAUUUUAGUGACAGUGUAAUUGUAAAUUACUAUUUUAUCAUUUUACAUUUCAUAUCCUUUUUUUUCCCUGUAUUUUUUAAUUCUUUUUUCUCCCAUUGAAGUGUUGAAAAGCUAUCAUAUUGUUAUGUUAGUAAAAUAUAUAUAUGUCAGAUUGUCAAGUUAUUUGUCAGAUUGUACACAAAAAGAUUUUUUUAAUUAGGUCAACCCAAUAACUUUCUUGUAAUUAAUAGUAAGUUUUCUAUGAAAACUUGAGUCAGUUAACAAUCAAUUGGCUUAACUUUAUUAACACUUGAUAAUGCCUUUGUUGAAAACAUAAGUAUACACUAUGUACAUUAUGUAUGUAUAAUAGUAAGAGCUUAAAAGUGUAGAGUUUUAUGUAUUCUAUUGUAGAUCAACAACAAGGAUGUAAACCUAUUGGGUAUAGGGUAUCUUGAAGGGUUAUACGCAUAUUAACUUCCUAUUUUGUUUUAUAUUGUAUAUUUCUGGAGUUUGAUGCAUUUAUUUCCUGUAUUUAUUAAGUGCAAUAGAUAUAUUAUGUGAAUCAAAUUCUUAGUUCACCUUCUUUGAUAAAGGUUGACAAUAUAGAAAACCAGUCUACAAAGCACCUCUGUCAUUGGUUACCUACUUUUUGAAUUGUCCAAUGAGAUUCUGAGGCUCCAGACUGGUUUUGAAUCUCACCUUUCACAUCUCUUUUCAUUCUAAUUAUUUUGACUGUAAAAAUAUGGAAUACUUCUUAAACUAUCCAGAAUGUUUAUGAAAAAUGUAUUUUGUUAAUAAUGUAAUAUUAUUUUUAAUUUACAGUUUUUGAAAUCACUUUCUGUAUUGCCACUUUAAGACAAUCUCUUGUAUCUACAAGUCUUUUAUUGAAUAUUCAUAUCACAUGAAGUUGUUUCGUCCAUGAAAUAUUUUGAGAUUGUUUUUUUAUUUUUGUGCAAUAUUUUCAAAAGAUAUUUAUGCACUUUAACGUUUUUAGAUAGAGGGAUAGUUUCAUGAUAUGUCUUCAUCAGUUAUGUUGAUAAGUUGAUUUUCUAUGAUUCAUAAUUUCGACAGUACUGGCUGGAAGUCAGGGAAUUGUUGCUUCAUGACUACCAACUGGAAUGUUACAGAAAAUCUUAUACAAACAAGCGAUGAAGUCCUCAUAUGUAAUAAUUCUUUUUGAUCAAACUACAAUCUUUUUUAUAAACAUUUGCAUUUGGUUCAUUACACAUUUCAUUUUACUCUGUAAUACUAAAUAAGAAAACAGAUAUUUUAAAAAAAAUAUUUAAAUAUUGAUUUUGAUAUGAAUGUAUUAUCUGUACAUUACAUGACUGAUUGGUGAUUGUUUUAACUUAAAAGUUAAUUUCUGAUCUAGAUUUUGAGCCAUGAUUUUGUUGUAAGACUGAUUUUAUUUUCAAGAAAUUAUCUUUUUUUACCUCGCAAUUUUUGUGCCAUUUUUCUAUUUCCUAGCUGCUGACAUCAAUAUAGAAUAAGUUUUACCAGAUUAUUUUUUCAAAUUUUUAUGCCACCGCAGCAUCUGCGAUGCGGUGGCAUAUAGCGAUUCACCUGUGUGUGUGUUUGUUUGUGUGUGUGUGUGUUAUAUAGAUUAUAUAGUGAACUUAAAAAAUCUUCUUGUGAAAAACCACUUGUCCAAUUUCAACCAAACUUGGCAGGAUUGUUCCUUGGGUGAAGGGCUUCCAAAGUUGUUCAAAGAAUUUCAUUCCAUGCAGAAAUCUGGUUGCCAUGGCAACCAAAAGGAAUUAUAAGAAUACAUUUAAAAAAUCUUCUUGUAAAGACCCAAAAGGCCUAGAGCUUAGAUAUUUUGCAUAAGGCAUUGUCUGGUAGACCUCUACCAAGAAUGUUCAAAUUAUAAUCCUGGGGUCAAAAUUGGCCCCGCCCCGGGUGUCAUUGAUUUUCACUAUAUAUAUGUACAUAUAGUAAAAACUUAAAAUAACUUCUUGUAAAGACCCAAAAGGCCUAGAGCUUAGAUAUUUUUCAUAAGGCAUUGUCUGGUAGACCUCUACCAAGAUUAUUCAAAUUAUUACCCUGGGGUCAAAAUCGGCCCCGCCCCGGGGGUCAUUGAUUUUCACUAUAUGUACAUGUAGUAAAAACUUAAAAUAAUUUCUUGUAAAGACCCAAAAGGCCUAGAGCUUAGAUAUUUUGCAUAAGGCAUUGUCUGAUAGACCCUUACCAAGAUUGUUCAAAUUAUUGCCCUGGGGUCAAAAUCGGCCCGCCCCGGGGGUCAUUGAUUUUCACUAUAUGUACAUAUAGUAAAAACUUAAAAUACCUUCUUGUAAAGACCCAAAAGGCCUAGAGCUUAGAUAUUUUGCAUAAGGCAUUGCCUGGUAGACCUCUACUCAGAUUGUUCAAAGUAUAGCCCUGGGGUCAAAAUCGGCCCUGCCCCGAGGGUCAUUGGUUUUCCUUAUAUGUAUAUAGUAAAAACUUUAUAGUAAAAAAAUUUCUUCUAGCAAAUGCUAGAGGUUAGAUAUUUUGCAUGAAACAUUGUGAAGUGAACUUCUAGCAAGAUUGUUCAAAUUAUAGCCCUGGGGUCAAAAUUGCCCCUGCCCGGGGGUCAUUGAUUUUCAAUAUAUACAUAUAGUAAAAAAUAAAAAAAUCUUAUUGUCUGAAGGUACAAGGCUUAGAGCUUGAAUAUUUGUUAAAUGAUAUCAUCUAUAGGUACUCUACCAAAGUUGUUCAAAUUUUGCCUCUUGUGUCAAAAUUAGCCCCGCCCCAUGGGCCAUAGGUUUUCCUUAUAUGUAUAUAGUAAAAACUUAAAAAAUCAUCUUCUAAAUUCACAAAGGCUAGAGUUAAGAUAUUUUGCAUGAAACAUUAUGUAGUGAACCUCUAGCAAGAUUGUACACAUUAUAGCCCUGGGGUCAAAAUUGGCCCCACCCCCAGGAGUCAUUGAUUUUCACUAUGUACAUAUAGUAAAAAAAAAAAAAGAAAUAUUUUUGUCUGAAGGUACAAGGCAUAGAGCUUUGAUGUUUGCUCUAUAAUAUAUUCUAUGGGUUCUCUACUAAAGUUGUUUUAAUUAUGCCCCUAGUGUUAAAAUUGGCCCUGCCCAGGGGCAGUGAUUCUCAUUAUGUUCACAUAGUAAAAACAGAAAAUAAAACAAAUCUUUUCUGAAUAGGAAAAAGCUACAGCUUAGAUAUUUGACUUGAAAUGUUGUUUGGUGGACCUGUAUCAAGAUUGUUUUGAAUUAAACCCUUGGGUCCAAAAUUUUGCCUUGCCCAAGGGGACAGUGACCUACUUUCUUGUCCUUUGAUGUACAGCAAUGAAAUUUUGACCAUGUGCACAGUUUUAGUUGUAAAAUUGAACUUUGAUAUCAGGUGAACUAGAUUUUGAUAAUGUGACCUACUUUCUUGUCCUUUGAUGUACAGCUAUGGAAUUUGAACCAUGUGUACAGAUUAAGAUGUUAAGUGAACUUUGAUUUCAGCUGACCUAGAUUUGACAAAGUGUCUUACUAUGUUGUCCUUUGAUGUAGUCAUAAAAUUUAGGCUGUGUGAAAUAUGACCUUCACCACCAAAUUCACUAGACUCAAGUGCAUUGAUAUAUUCCUACUCUGAUCUUUUAUUGAGUUAACAACAGAUUUAACCACUAAUCUGAUAAUAAGAAUUAGAUAGGUCAGGGAUCUAUGCAUUAUGACAAUCUUCAAAAUUGUAUAGAAACAAAGAAAAUCUGUUCCUACACUACUAUUUAGUGUUGUAUUAAUGCGGUGGCAUAGCAUUUUUCUCAAAUGCAAUCUUGUUUUUUCAUGAUUUUGAACAAAAUUCUAUCCAUAUUGUUCAGAAACUAUUGUACUGUUUUUGCUGCUGGAAAAAUAACCAAAAAAAAAGAAAAAAAUGAAAUAAUCUAUAAUUCAUGUUUAAAUUUUAUUUUUCUAAACAGUUAAAUAUUAGUUAAUUGAAGCCAUUACAAUUCACUCCUACAUAUAUAGGCUUUUUCUUCCAUCAAUACCAGUUUCUGUGCUUGAUACUUUAAUAUGUCUGAUGUAACUUAUGAAUUUAGUAGCAAGUAAAAAUGUUUUAAUGAUUGUGCAUCCCUCCUAACUGGUUAGAUGUUGUUAUCGUCAAAGUCAGUCCCAAUGCAGUAUUCAUGUAUUUAUAUGCCGCAAUAAAAGUUAACUUGUGUCCUGACAUUUAAUAUGUGUAUUAACAUUUAUUGUUUUAUUGGCCAACCAGAAAGAAAAUUGUUAAAAGCCAAAUUUCUCUUUAAAGAAAGACUAUAAUGUUAAUUCCUUGUUGAUGUCUCAGGCCAUGUUUUUUUUAAAGACCAUUGCUUUUCCCUUAUUUUUAGCGUAUCCAACAGAAAUAGUAUAGAAUUAUAUCAUGGUGAAGAACAAUUCUCAAUAUUAAGACACAUUGUAUUAUAUCCUUUUAAAAUAACCUUAAAAAGUUAACUUACAUUGCAAAGGCAACAACAGUAGGUAGCCUAGCCUUUCUUGUGUAGUUUACACCCAGCUCUAAAUGUGUUUUGCACCAUAGAUCAGAUUAGGCUUCUUUCUCCCCUCUCUAAAAUUAUGAUGCCAUAUCAGAACAUGUCAGGAGUGAGAUUGAAUGCUUUUAAAGUUGUCGUUUAGUAUUCUCAUGUUAGCUAUAUAUGUACAGUUUAAUAUUGAUACUCCAUUUUUCAUAUGUCUUUAUUGUAUUUUAAGUAAAUAAAUUUUGUAGAAUUCAGUUGGAUUAAAACUUGCCUUUCA
Molecule: messenger RNA, 5145 nt
Organism: Ruditapes philippinarum (Manila clam)
Lineage: Eukaryota; Metazoa; Mollusca; Bivalvia; Venerida; Veneridae
Product: guanine nucleotide-binding protein G(I)/G(S)/G(O) subunit gamma-7-like
Exons: 3
Coding region: 113-313 (66 amino acids)
Biological process (GO): G protein-coupled receptor signaling pathway
Cellular component (GO): heterotrimeric G-protein complex
Molecular function (GO): G-protein beta-subunit binding
Source: RefSeq, a predicted model, not a curated record